CUGUGGGCUUUGAUCUUUAAUGUCUGUCAAUCCAAAAGAUUGGCAUAAACUCACCAUGCUCGACUCAGAUCAAUCCUGGCCUCUAUGGGGCAAUGACUCCCUCGACGGAGCCUUCGAUCUCGAUACCCCCGGCGACAACGCCGUCGUUACCAAAGUAAACCGCCCUUUCUUAUUUGGCUACCGACCCCCAAAAUCAAACGGUCGCGGCAUUCUCAUUCUCGGAGGCGGAGGAUAUGUUGAACUCAUGGUUGGCCGCGAAGGCGUCGCCGUCGCAAAAUGGCUCAACAGUCUUGGCUUCUACGCAUUCGUCCUGGUGCAUCGCUUCCCGAACAGCGAAACAGGUGCUCAAGCGCCGUUAGAUGAUGGAAGAAGAGCUCUGAAGAUCAUGGCUGAGAGUGGAUUUGCGCCAAAGGGUAUUAGCAUUUGCGGUCUCUCAUCUGGUGGUCAUCUUGGCGCUGCGCUUCUGGCGGAGUAUCCUCAAGUCUGGACAUCACCAGAUCCAGAAAUGCCUCAGGUCGAGUUCGCUGUAUUGGGUUAUGGACCUAUUUCGACGAAUGCAGCUGGCCGCGCAAUUAUUGAGAACAAACCUCCUCUUCCACCAAAAGAAAAGCAAGAGCUGUAUGAUAUUGUACAACCAGAUGUUCAGCUUCGAUCUCCUGCGCCGCCAGUAUUCAUCGUUUACUCUAACAACGAUCCAGUGGUACCCGUUGUCAAUGCAUAUCGCUUAGCAGAGGGCAUUACGAAGGGUGGAGCACCGGUGGAGUUGCAUAUCUUCGCUGAUGCGCCUCACGGAUUUGCGUUGGAUAGCCCGAAGGAGUUGCCUGUAUCAAAGUGGCCAGUUAUGUGCGAAGCAUGGCUGAAGCAGAACAAAUGGAUAGAAUGAGUGUCAAAAUUCUCAGAGUGUAGAACUAGCAUUAGAGUUCAUGGUAUCAACACCAAGCGCCAAGUAAGCAAGGAUAUCUUUCAAAACAAUUUCUUCACCUUCUC
This is a messenger RNA of Fusarium verticillioides 7600, 987 nucleotides long. RefSeq lists its product as hypothetical. Gene Ontology annotation, molecular function: serine-type peptidase activity. The transcript has a single exon. The coding region runs from base 20 to 883 and encodes 287 amino acids. Lineage: Eukaryota; Fungi; Ascomycota; Sordariomycetes; Hypocreales; Nectriaceae. The record is from RefSeq and is a predicted model, not a curated record. Gene Ontology annotation, biological process: proteolysis.